Molecule: messenger RNA, 1590 nt
Organism: Colias croceus (clouded yellow)
Lineage: Eukaryota; Metazoa; Arthropoda; Insecta; Lepidoptera; Pieridae
Product: probable methyltransferase-like protein 25
Exons: 8
Coding region: 124-1590 (488 amino acids)
Source: RefSeq, a predicted model, not a curated record
AACUAAUAGAUGAGUUCCCACAGACCAAUUCAGAGGAGCAUGACAUAAUUAAAAUGGCCGAAACUAUAAGAGCUCAGUUUAAAAAGGCUUGUGCUUUGUUAAAAAUAUCGUCAAAUAACCCAUAUGAAGCUGGCAUCUCUUUUUAAUAUACUCAAAACUUCCAAAAUGGAUACCAAAAUAUACAAAAUACAAAGGCAUCUUGACAGUAUCGUCAAAUAUCUCAAACCGCUUUUACCUCUUGCUAAUUGUCACAUGGUGGAGUUCUUUACUGAUUCUCAUUGGGAGUUGCUGCCGAGGAAUUUGAGGAUGUAUUUAGAUAGUAUGGAGAUGAGUGAUGCUGUGAAUAAGUUCUGGAGCGCUGCAGAUAAUAUUUAUAUGGAUAACUGUGAAAUUUUCGAAUGGGUGACUCAGGCACGGAAAAAUUGCAUAAUAAUAAAUAAUGAUUACAUAAUAUCACCAGAGAAUCUAAAAAACUACAUAAAAUUAAAAGGUGGUGAAUUUCAACCAGAAAUUAAGGUCACACAGUUUAUGACUACUAAAAAAAGCUAUGAAGUACAAACAAUGUCUAAAUACGUAGCGUCCCUUCACAAGGCAUGUUCCACAACUCAUUGCAUAGAAGCCGGUGGAGGCAAGGGCAACUUACUAGUAGCUUUAUCCCUCGGGUAUAAUAUACCCAGCCUCACCGUGGACUGUGAUGAGAAAACAUUAAUGAAUGCAGAGACGCGGGUGUCAAUUAUACGAAAGCAAUGGAAGGCCAUAGCUAAAAAGUUGAAUAACGGUACAGAAGAAAUAAUUUCAGGAAAUAUAAAUACAGACUGUCAUAGAUUCGCUAAAGCUUUUAUAACUAAGGAUACUGAUUUUGUACAAACAGUCAAACAGGAGUUUGACUGCGAUAUUGUAAAUGUUUUAUUAACUGGUCUCCACACUUGCGGGAACCUAGGUCCUGAUAGCCUACGUAUAUUUACAAAAAGUCCAAACAUAGGCGCAGUGUUCAAUGUGCCGUGUUGUUACCAUCUGUUGAACGAGGCUGUGGAUGUUUGUAUGGUGGACGUGUUUCAGCGGGAGUAUGGUGGCCACGUGGAUGGUUAUGGCUUCCCUAUGUCGGAGUAUUUGAGAGGUUUCAACAUCGGUCGGAACGCACGUAUGCUCGCUUCACAGUCCAUACACAGAUUUGUGGCGCAAAAAACUCUUCCCGAUAUAAGUUUGUUGUAUAGAGCUGUACUACAGACUAUAAUAAAGAAGCAGUUACCGCAAGCAUCUCUAUCGGAGAAGAAACUAAAAGGACUCUCAGCGAAAUGUAACAAUUUCAAGGACUAUUGCAAAAUGGCGAACGAAAUAUUACAAAUUGGCCUUUUUGACACCUGUCAAAGUGAAACUGUCAAUUUGACAGAUGAAAACAUGGAUUGCCAGUGGAAAAAAAUUGUGUUGUUCUAUAUGAUGAGACUGUGUUUAGCUCAAGUCGUUGAAAGUGUUAUUUUGUUGGAUAGAUUGUUGUUUUUGUAUGAAAAUGGGUACAAUGAUGCGUUUAUAGUGAAGUUAUUCGAUCCUGUAUUGUCGCCAAGGUGUCACAGUAUAGUUGCAAUUAAAUGA